AUGGACCUAGAUGACGUUCCUGAUUGGUUUUUUCGUCAGGUUUUAAAGGGGAACAGAAAUGCUACAGAUGACGAUAUUAUUAAGGCAUAUCUAGAGCAACAAGCAACGAGCAGUUCACGCUUUCCGGUGACAGCCAGCACGGUUCUUGAUAAAGCUUUCAAAGUCCCGUUUCAACAAGAUGUGAACUAUUUGGCCAAGCUGGACCAGCAAAUUCAUGCAGUUGCCAAUGGUGGUAAUGAAUUUUACAACUAUUUGGCUAUUGUACAGUCCUCAGGAUAUGGAAAAACCAGAGCUGCCCUUGAGCUAGCUAAAACACAUCCCCUUAUAUAUAUAUGUCUCCGCAAGGAGGGCUCAACUGGAUACCCACCUGCAACUCCGCAGAGAAAAAAUUGGCAAGAAAACUUGCUGAACAACCUGCAAACACAGCAUGAGUUUUGGAACUCUGUCAGUCAAAAUCGUGAUAAUAACAAAUGUUUAAGGAGUGUAAAUGAGAAGAUAAUCCUUUACUUUGAUGAGGCAUCUGCUCUUCUUGGUACUGGUUCUCAAGAGAAGAAUCAGGCUUUCAGAGCCAUUCGUCGGGCACUAUGGGAAUGCAAGCAUGUGGCUAUAGGUAUCUUCACUGAUACUAAUUCAUCAGUUGCGAACUUGGUACCUUCAAAAGAACAUGAUCCUUCGACAAGAGAUACAAAUCGGGAUCUUCAUAAACCAUUCAUCUAUAUUAAUAUAGCAACAAUGGAUUGUUUACAUAAUUCUAUCCCCCAUCUGGAAAAAAUCAAUCCAGCUUAUGAUAUUGUUCGGUUUGGUAGGCCACUCUGGGGCUCUCAAUGGUCAGGUCAAACUGCUGAAACUGACCAAGGCAGAUUUGAUGAAAUAUUACAUCUUGCAAAAUCCAAGCUUACUGGGGGAGUACUUAAGUGGAGUGAAAUCCAGGAAGAUACUAUCAGACAAAGAGUUGCCCUUGCUUUGCUUGCUUGCACAGCUGCACUUUAUGUUUCUCCAACAUCAAGUGUUGCACCUGAACUUGUAAAAUCACAUAUGGCUACACUGGUAGCUGUUGAUGAUGAAUGUGAGCGGCACCUUAUUACUUACCCAUCAGAGCCUUUACUGCCUGAAGCCUCAAUGGAACUGUUAUCAGAAAAAGGUGUGGAAAUUGUGGUGCUAAAGGAAUUAGAAGCAGUGUACAAAUCUGGGGGCAUUCUCAAUGCAGGUGAUCAAGGGGAGUUGGCAGUGAAGUUGUUGCUUUUGGGAGCUUGGCGCUGCCUCAUUUGCUCUGAGAGACACACCAACAAAAGGGUUUUAUUCUCUGCUCGCCAACCAGUUAUGGCAUUUCUUCAUGAACUUCUUAAUCCAGAUGGACUUUCUAGA
Molecule: messenger RNA, 1365 nt
Organism: Paraglomus brasilianum
Lineage: Eukaryota; Fungi; Glomeromycota; Glomeromycetes; Paraglomerales; Paraglomeraceae
Source: the annotation of a GenBank genome assembly